AUGGUGGAGGAGAGCCGAAGCCAGGAAUCUUCGGCCGAGCGUACCACCGCCGCUUUAUCACCAAUCGACUCAACAGGUCCAAACCAGGAGUCUGGACAUGAAUGGAAUGGCACACACGCUCAUGACUGGUUCGAGCGACGUCCAUCUGGCAAAUCUUCUCGGCCCAGAUCACCUUUGGUGCUUCGUCGCACGCAGACUCCUGGACGUCGAUGGUGGAAGUUCGGACUCCGUCCAUGGGAAGACGACGCAGAGCAGAGCUGGUGGUUCGCCAGUACUGCAAUCCCCCUCCUCGCGGCGACGAUCGGACCUUUGGCCAACGUCCUGUCGAUAGCUGCUCUGGUGACUCCAUGGAGGAUGUGUCUUGUGCCUGGCGUUGGGAGCCAUGCCGAAGCCGAACAAUGCGUCUUCAGAGGUCCUGACCGGCCGUUGAACCCGGACUUGAAUGGCGUCUAUUACUCAGAUCCACGCUGGUGUUACUAUCUGAACGUCGCCUCGCUUGUAGUGGGCUUCGUCGGCAACAUCUUUCUGCUAUGCAACUUCACCCAGCGCAUCCGCUACAUCAUCGCGCUGCCGGUCACCAUCGCUAGUUGGUACAUCGCCACCGGCAUCCUCAUUGGUAUUACUGCAUCGAUGGAACUUCACGUAUCACCAGUCCGGCCGCAGCAGACCUACUCGCAAGGCUUCUGGUAUGCUGUCAUCGCCGCCUGUAUGUACUUGGUAUGCUCGAUGCUGCUCAUGGUCAACAUGCUCGGAUACUUCCUGGGUCAUUAUCCGCAGCAUUUUCAACUGAGUGACUCACAACGGACGUUGAUCCUGCAGACCAUGCUCUUCUUCCUUUGGCUGGCAGGUGGCGGAGCCAUAUUUUCAUACGUGGAAACGACAUAUGGGGACGGAACUUUCAACUGGUCCUACGUCAACGCUCUGUACUUCUGUGAUGUUACUAUCCUCACAGUGGGCUUCGGCGAUCUUUACGCCACGUCCGAUAUUGCUCGUGGGCUUCUCUUCCCAUACUCCGUUGGCGGAAUCAUCAUGCUUGGUCUUAUGGUGUCCAGCAUAUCGAAAUUCGCUACGGAGAUCGGCUCAGAGAACAUUGUUCAGCGGCAUGUCGAACACAGCAGAGUCAGGACAAUCGGGCGGACUGUAACCACGUCGCUGGAGAUGGAACGAAGACAGACGGUUACAGACGACGGCAGGCCUACGAUAUCAGCGCCGAUAAGUCCAGCCGAUCAAGCCAGAUCGCGAACGAUACGGAUUGCUGAGAAUGACGAAGGGCCAGAUGAUAUCCCUCGACGAGCCAAGACUCUGAAGCGGGUCGCAAGCCUUGUUUCCAGGUCAUCACGACAGCGCAAGCCGAAGCUCAUCCUGCUACGAGAAGAGAAGGACCGCUUUGAUGCUAUGCGGAAAAUCCAGCACGAUACCAGCAAGUUCAAGCGCUGGUACGCUCUGUUCUUAUCAGUCACGGCAUUUGCAAUCCUUUGGUGCGGCGGUGCUGUUGUUUUCUGGCGCGCAGAACAUGCUGGGCAGGGGCUGAGCUAUUUCCAAGCGCUCUACUUCUGUUAUGUCUCUCUCUUGACAAUUGGCUAUGGCGACCUUGCUCCCCAGAGUAACCCAGGUCGCCCAUUCUUCGUCUUCUGGAGUUUGAUCGCUAUCCCGACGAUGACUAUCCUGGUCUCGGACUUGGGCGAAACUGUGAUUAAUAAGUUCAAGCACGGUACUUUUGCGCUUGCCGAUUUCACAGUUCUGCCUCAGAAAGGCGUUUGGAGAGCCAUCCUGGACAAGCAUCCGUGGAUGUUGGAUUGGUUGCAGCAACGGAAGGAGAAGAAGCAAGCCAAACGCCGGCUUGAAGAAGAUUUCAGGACGGGACCGGAGCCAGAUACAGGGCCUUCUGCGCCUACCAUCGAACAGCUGGCCAAAGACGAGCCUUCCAACGACGAACUCGCUCGCAGGCUAGCGAAAUACAUCCGCCAGACUGCCAAUGAUCUGAAAGAUGGCCGUCACAAGCGGUACACUUACGAAGAGUGGGUGGAGUUUACUCAGCUCAUCAAGUUCACUGCUUCUAAGGACGGCACUGAGAAUGAAGAUGAGGACGACGAGCUUAUUGAUUGGGAUUGGAUUGGUGAGGACAGUCCUAUGAUGGCGAGGAAGAGCGAACCGGAGUUUGUGCUUGAUCGACUUUGCGAAAGCAUGCAGCGGUACAUCAGGCAGAUGGCGACUCCUGCUGGUGAGCCGGAAUUGAAGCAGCCGCCUGCUCAGAUUCAGCGAAGUAUGGACGAACCCGCACCAAGUUGA
Molecule: messenger RNA, 2289 nt
Organism: Saxophila tyrrhenica
Lineage: Eukaryota; Fungi; Ascomycota; Dothideomycetes; Mycosphaerellales; Extremaceae
Gene: TOK1
Product: Potassium channel
Exons: 1
Coding region: 1-2289 (762 amino acids)
Biological process (GO): stabilization of membrane potential; potassium ion transmembrane transport
Cellular component (GO): plasma membrane
Molecular function (GO): potassium ion leak channel activity; outward rectifier potassium channel activity
Source: RefSeq, a predicted model, not a curated record